AUGAAGCUUUCCACCCUUGCCCCCCUGGCAGCCCUGCUGUCCUUUGCAGUUGCUGAUUUCCCUGACGAGGACAUUAGCGAGUGUCUGAUCAUGUGCCUGUCUAUAGGCGCUGGAGUGGCGGGUUGCGCCUCGUACGUGGACACCCGGUGCACUUGUCACAGCAUCGCUUUCAAGGAUGCUGUUGGGAAGUGUCUACAGAAAUCUUGUAUCAAGGAAGACAUCGAUACCGCGGCGAAAUUGCACCAGAAAGUUUGUGGGCAUUAUGAGUGA
Penicillium cinerascens is the source of this 270-nucleotide messenger RNA. RefSeq lists its product as uncharacterized. The transcript is spliced from 3 exons. The record is from RefSeq and is a predicted model, not a curated record. The coding region runs from base 1 to 270 and encodes 89 amino acids. Lineage: Eukaryota; Fungi; Ascomycota; Eurotiomycetes; Eurotiales; Aspergillaceae.